Molecule: messenger RNA, 4833 nt
Organism: Colias croceus (clouded yellow)
Lineage: Eukaryota; Metazoa; Arthropoda; Insecta; Lepidoptera; Pieridae
Exons: 7
Coding region: 339-3419 (1026 amino acids)
Source: RefSeq, a predicted model, not a curated record
UCUAACUAUGCAAUGGCGGAAUAUGGCCGCCGCGUAUUGACUGUUGUUCGUUUGUUUACUCUAAUUUUAUAAGUUUUUAAUGUUUAGUGCAGUUUUGUAAUAAUGAAUCGCCGUUAAAUGGUGUAAUGUCAGUUCGUGUGUUUCAUAAAAGUUCUUUUUCGAGUGUUUCCUUUCAGUUUUCUUUCAAAAAGUGUGCAAGUUAGUGAUUGAGCCGACUUCUCUUAGAGUGCUUCCACAUUGGAAUGUUGUGAUAAAAUCAUAGUGGAUACAGUGUUGUCGCUUACUAUUACGUUUGGAUUUCAUUCCGGCCUCAAAAGAUGUGGUUACCUACAAUGUGAAUGUGUGUGCGCACGAUGCACGUGUGGGUGUUAGUGUGCGCGUGCGCGGCGCUGUGCGAGGGCAAGCAGAUGAGUGAGACGCUGCAGCGCGCGCUGUCGGCCGUGCGCGGGCCCAGCCCGGGCGCUAAGAAGCUGCUCAAUAUACCGGAUGAUGGAGCGGACCCCUUGCCCGGCAAGCACGUCCCACUAGAGAGCUAUGAGAGCGAGUUGGAGCGAGAGCACGCACUGCCGACGUCCGUCCCCAACGCCGACAUACUCAAGACUAACAGCAAUCCAACGUAUCAUAAGCCGAGACCGCCAGCACACCACGGCGCGGCGUUGCUCGCCGGCGUGGGCGCGGUGCCGUCGUACGCGCCGCCCGGCCGCGCCUUCUUCACGCCGCCCCUGCCGCCCGAGUACCGCAACCCGUUCGCUGACAAGCCGACACUUAGAGGCACAAACACAGAUGGGAACAGCUACCUCAACCGGCGGCCCAUCCCUCCGCCCUCCCUCGGGCCCGGCCACGAGAGGAUACCUAUACGACCUCCUGGACAGGAGAUAUCGUCCCCGCAAGUGCCGGCCCCUCCCCCCGCGCCGGUCGUCCCGCCGCUGCCGCCCGCCGGCCUCGAGCCGCACAAGAAAAAGGCCCUUAAUACUCCUAGCCAUAAGCCUGACGAACUAGACGGUGACAAGCAUGGCACGGAUCAAGCGAACUUCACCGACUUCGUUCCCAAUUCCCUCAACAUCCCCACGAUAUCCAGGAUCCUCUCCGGCUCCAACGGCAGAAAAGAAGACAUUCCUGAUGUCCUCCUACGAACCGUCACAGCUAAACCUCAACACAACCAAGAGAAAACAUCCAAAAACGAUGUCUUCGUAACAAAAGAUGCAGGAGUCACCAUCAGCGACAACAAAGAUGUCUCCACAGAGGGCGUUCUCGCCGUCUUAGACCCAGAAAUGAACAACCUAGAUAGACCGCUAAUUAUAGACCAAAACGGCGAAACGAAUACGCGGCGAAAUCUCCAAUACGCGACUAAAGAUAAAAACGACAGUAGAAAAGAUUACACCCCAGCAACCACGAUAGGUUUCGAGCUAAAAGACCCUGAAAUGUCCACGGAGAGAUAUCAUAACUUAGCCAAUGUAAAUUCAGAUAAAAAGAUUCUCAAACAGGACACGAAAAACAACGGGCCCGUACAAAGGGCCGGCGUCACGUGGCCCUUCGCGUGGAACGUGCACAUAUAUCUAGCUACCGUCAUGUUCACUAUAUUAGCCGUGUACUCAAUAUUCAAAAUCAUCUGCUAUAAUAAGUUCACUCAUCUCUUCACUCAGUACUACUUUAUCAUUUUACAUUUGAUAUUAGUGUUCGUUUGUUUGAUGAGAAUAUUCUACAUGUGCUACGAUCCGUACAAUAUUAACAACUCGCUGCCGAUAUUCAUCAGUGAGAUUCUCUUGCACGUGCCAGAAAUAUUCUUAAGCAUAGCGUUCUCUAGCACGAUACUGUUUCUGUUGACGAAUAGUAUUAACUUUAAGACGACGUGCUGCGCGUUUCUGUUCCGAUCUCGGACCAUUAUAAUAGCGGGCGGCAUCCAUCUCCUGUCGUGCGUAAUGUUGCAUAUCUUCGAGAGUAGUAAUACGAUAUAUAGGACGCCCCAGGGGGUAGAAAAAAGGGUACUAGGUCUAACGUGUCAAAUUAUUUAUAUCAUAGCGUGCCUCACUCUCGGCCUCUGCUACCUGUAUGUAUAUAAAAUGCUCAAAGCGGUGCUGCAGAAAAAGAGUCACACGUACAUUCACGGGUUCCAAAACCUGUAUCAAGCUAUACACAUAAAUUUAGCGACCGCGCUGCUGUUCGUCCUCAUGGCGGCUCUCCAAAUAUUCGGAAUAUUCGGCAUAAAUCAAGUCAAUAUGACGAAAUUCGAUUGGCUGCAAUGGGGCUAUCAGUUCUCACUGCGUUUGAUAGAAAUCAGCGUAGUAGCUCUUAUUUCGUGGGUGAUAAGUCUCAAAGUAGGGAUAGUCGCGUCGUUGCAACACGAGAAAGCGGACGGACAAAAGAUAUCUGGUUUAGGACUAUUCCCUUGCGCGGGGGGAUCCAGUAACGAACAGUUCGAGUCGGACUAUCCGGCGAUAUGUAACACCAACACUAAUCUCCACACGUAUACCCUGCGGACGGGCAAGCCGAUAUACGAGAGCGCGGGACAUCAUACCAACAUUCCGGACCAAUGUUGCGGACCCGCCGACCACCGGGGGUUCCACCUCAACACGCUGGCCGCCAACUGCGACAAUAACUCUGGAACUGAAAAUUAUUCCGGGCAUAGCUCGAUAGCGAACGCAGGUCACAGCAGUUCCACGGAAUCUAGUAAUGCGACAUCUAGCCAGGGCGUCACGAAUCACUUGAUCAAACACCAUCCAAACAUGGCCGGGUACAAUGGCAUAGAAUCCGCGUCUGACGAUCACUAUUCUAACUGCGAUCCCGCAAUGCAGUCCCUACAGGGCGACGACCCGCUGGACCACGAGUACAACGUGAUCCAGUACGGCAGCAACGGGGACUUCAUCCGCGACAUCAAGAACCAGAACUACACGGGCGGCUCCAACCGCAGCUCGCACAACUUCAAGCACGCGUCGUACGACCGCGCGUCGGCGCGCACCAACAGCAACCCGCGCCGCAAGCCGCGCCCCAAGCACAAGGGCGCCGCGCCCUACGAGCCGGGCUACGCCGCGCCCGACGAGUUCGCGCCCUACGACGCGGCGCCCUACCGCGGGGGCGCGCACACGCUGGCGCCGCGCUACGACGGGCCCGCGCCCCGCGGCUCGGCGCGGCGCCCCAGCCCCGCCGGCGCCCCCGUCGGCGCCCCCGUCGGCGCCCCCGCCGGCAGCGCGCGCCGCAAGCACAACCCCUACCCCGAGCGGCCCAAGUCCACCGACCUGUACGGGUUCCCGGAGGACCCGGCGGCCCGCUACCCGCUGGGCUCGCCCCAGCCCUCGCCGCGCACCUGCAGCUACGAGUACGCGGCGCCGCAGGACGAGCUGGCGCCCGAGCCGGCCGGCACCAUGCUGGUGGCGCAGGACGGCUUCGUGCGGUUCCGCCCGCUGGAGGACCCGGCCACCUGAUUCCCGCUGACCCUGUCUACGGACAGCUCGUGACGGCCCCGGCCCUGUAUAAACGAUGUAUAGCUAGACGUAACGCGGUGUGUACCGCCCGGCCUCUUGUACAUAGCUAAGUGAGGUCUCGACCGAGACGAUGCCAUUAUUUUUAAAUACGCGACGGACGAUCGACGAUUCGAUCCGUUUAGAAAUCUGUUGGAGUAUUAAUGUUGCCAUUUAAUACGGUUGAAAUAAUUUAUUUAUAGUUGAUCGUGUAGUGUGUUUCGUUCGACCUGCCAUAGACUAAACCCCCCGCGACCCGACGGCGUCGAUGUGAUAUUUAAUAUUUCUUUGAACGUUAUUCAGUCCAUAAUUUUUAAGCGUAGAAGUGAUCCGACUAAUUUAUGUUAGUAGUCGUUUGUGUUUCUUUGCAUUUAAUCGAAUGUUCUUCUAAUGUUUCCGAUAAAUUUUAUGAUAAUAGUAUAAAGUGAACGUUAAUUUUAAUAGUUAUAUGUGCGUGCAGAUGUCUAAAUAUUUAUUUUGUGCCGACGACCCUUGUACUUACGAUUAUUUGUUUCCUAUUCGUGUUACCAGGUUUAAGUUUUUUCCCAUUUCAGGCCACGUUAUAAUACUUCUUUACAAAUUCCCGUUUCAUUUAAUAGGCAAAACAUUGUUUUCGGAAUGUAAAAUAUUUACAUAUAAUUUUAUUUCAUUUUUUUUUAACAUCCCGGUAAUUCAAAAAAUGCUCUUAACCUAGUCAAAACGAACAUUAUCAUAAUCCUGCCAUUAUCAUGAAAAUAUAAAGAUAUCAUCACUUUAGUAAAAUCAGAAUUUAUUAUGAUAGCGACACAGAUUUAACUGAUAUAUAUAUAUAGAAAUUGUUAUGUAACGUACGUGUGUAUGUUGAACAUAUAUAAAUAUCGCACAUAAUGUGCGUUAUCGAAUAGAUAGGUGAAAAAAAUAAUUGUAUAAAUUUAAGACGAGAGUAUUUAUAAUCGACAAAAUAUUCUUAGUCAACAAUUAUUGGUGUUUAUUUCUAUUGGGCGGGGCGUUAACGAGCGUGUUGAACGCGGCGUUUUUUUUUUCGUUUAAAGUAUCUGGCUAUUUGUAACAAGCGAUUGUUAAAAAAUAAUUAAAAUUAUGUCUAACCAAACACUGCGAAAACACGCUCGUUAUAACGCCCAAAGGUUUAGUGCUCAUAUAAUUCCUAUGUACAUAAUUAUCCAGUACGGUCCAUAUAACCGUAUGAAUCGUCACUUUUUUAUUUUUUUAAUCAAUAAGUGUGUAUAUAAUCGGGCUACUGUUGUAGCGAAUAUUGGAAGUAUCAAUUUUAUGUAAAUUAUAUAAUUUUUUUUUAAUGUUUCCAAGACUGUACCUACUUUUAUCAUUUAACGAACACAACUGACAUUUAUUAUGUAUAAUAAAUUAAAAUGAUACACAA